AUAUUCCUAGUAGUACUUUCAUAUGCGGUUUGUGUCUUAAGCCUAUUCAACUCGAAGACUCAUUCGACUUCAAGGGCUGUCCCCACUUUUAUUGUACUCCAUGCAUUGUGAACUUUGUAGUCUCCAAGCUCCAAGACAAUGCCGAUUGGGCUCUGCAAUGCCCUAUGACAACCUGUACCGGAACACUAGACCCUGACUACUGCCGGCCAAUCCUUCCGAGACAGGUUUUUGAUUCGUGGAUGAAUGCAUUGUGUUAUCAGAUUGAGCAAUCUUCUUAUGGUGCCGAAAGCAGUAAUAGUGGUACUACUUUUACAUGUGAUUUUUGUGUUGAGGAAAAGCAUCUGAGUGACUCGUUUAGUGUCAAAGAUUGCAGCCAUUUUUACUGCCACCAAUGCAUCGUCAAUUUUGUGGUGUCAAAGCUGGAGGACAAUGUGACCUCCAUUGUGUGCCCCGAGCCAGGCUGCAGAGGAGUGCUAGACCUGCAGUACUGUCAGCCAAUUCUCCCGAAAGAUGUUCUUGAUUGGUGGGGGAAGGCCUUGUGUGAAAAUGUUAUUUUGGGGUCGGAGAACAAUGACAAGUAUUUCUACUGUCCCUUCAAGGAUUGCUCGGCACUGCUGGUUGUUGAUGAUCCGGAGGAUGAGCAUGACAUAUACAAGUCUCGGUGUCCUCAUUGCAAAAGAGAGGUAUGCUUGAAUUGCAAGGUUCCUUGGCAUACGGAGUUCAACUGCGACAAGUUUCAGAAAUUGAGAGACAAGGGUGAAGAUGAGAUGGUGAAGGAGCUUGCCAAGAAAAAGAAGUGGAGCAAGUGCCCAAAAUGCAACUACUAUGUUGAGAAAAAAGAGGGGUGCACUUACAUUAAAUGCAGGUGUAGGCAUGCUUUCUGUUACAACUGUGGAAUAGCAGCUGCCGUUGAUGGUCCACAUACAUAUCAUUGUCCAAGCUGUAAAAAGUAAUAGUCUUUGUUUAGGGGUCGAUUGUUAUGCUAUUCGAAAGUGAUCGUUUCUUGUUUUUGUGCCAAAUGAAAACAUUCAAAUAGCGUUAAGCAAUUUCGUUUAACUUGUUUUUGUUUUCAAGAAUAACCCAAUUUUUUCUCAUGAAACCAUCUUUUUGCAUUAGUUCUACAGAUUGAUGCAGGUGGUUAAUUUGAUUACAGAAUAGAG
Messenger RNA from Rosa chinensis, 1160 nucleotides. RefSeq names its product ATP-dependent RNA helicase DEAH12, chloroplastic. The transcript has 2 exons. Bases 165 to 953 code for a protein of 262 amino acids. Gene Ontology annotation, molecular function: ubiquitin conjugating enzyme binding; ubiquitin protein ligase activity; zinc ion binding. Gene Ontology annotation, biological process: ubiquitin-dependent protein catabolic process; positive regulation of proteasomal ubiquitin-dependent protein catabolic process; protein polyubiquitination. The record is from RefSeq and is a predicted model, not a curated record. Lineage: Eukaryota; Viridiplantae; Streptophyta; Magnoliopsida; Rosales; Rosaceae. Gene Ontology annotation, cellular component: cytoplasm; ubiquitin ligase complex.